Messenger RNA from Coniophora puteana RWD-64-598 SS2, 1781 nucleotides. RefSeq lists its product as uncharacterized. The record is from RefSeq and is a predicted model, not a curated record. NCBI's taxonomy places the organism in Eukaryota, Fungi, Basidiomycota, Agaricomycetes, Boletales, Coniophoraceae. The transcript has 2 exons. Bases 1 to 1653 code for a protein of 550 amino acids.
AUGCCGCGUGCUCUGAAAGGACUCGACCAGGAACUUCCCUUGACACACUACUUUGGCAGGGCCAAGGAAGAGGACAAGUCGCUCACUCGCUCGAGCCAGAAGCGGCACCGGCCGCGCAUGCCAGAACAUGCAGAGCCUAGUCAUGAUUACGGCAGCCCAAGCGGCGUUCUGACCAAAGUUACGAGCGGUGCACGAAACUCUCCGGGAAAGCGUCGUGGUCAGGCUCGUACCGUUGAAACUCGCACUAGCCCUUCAUCUUCUCCUUCCCGGAAGAAGGCUUCCAAGAUAUCCAGCUUUAAAACCUCCAACUACAAGGAAUACGAUGUCAUCGACUUGACUCGGGAAAGUUCUCGCUCCGAGAUUGAAGUAAUUUCCUCAGAUGUAGAGGAAAUGUCAUUCGCUCCGCUCGCUGCUGCUCGUGAAGACUCAGGUGCUGGACAUUCCCUAGUAACGCCUCCGCCCACGGAACGCCGAAGCAUCAAGGACAAGGUCACGAAGCAUCGUGCAAUUAAAUCGGAUACAGGACUGGGCAAGGGAAAGGGCAAAGCACGGGCUGCGUUGCCAACUCCCCAGACCACGGUUCGGCGGGCCCAUGUCAAGAUCAAGAAGGCUCUUCCUUCAGCGGAAACAUCCAGCAAAGUCGAUGUCUCUUGUGCUUCAGAUCCUUUGACUGGUAUGAAAUCCCUUAUUCGACCAAGCUACGAGUUCAAGUCUUCCGCGUCGACGACAAUGCCUGAGCGUACUCCCUCCGUUGCUCCUUCGGUAGUGCAUGAACAUGCCAAGGAUCAGGAUUUCGAUAAUCCGUUCAUUGCCACGAUAUCGCCAGUAGUCUCUCGGUCUCCUAGUCCCAUUCAAGCUACCGAUAUAGAAUCACCUGAACUAGCAACUAGCUCACGACAUCUCGAUUUACCUGCUCCAUCCGAUAAUAUAAAUCCCUUAAUCCCUUCCUCCCAGUCCCAGUACCUUUUGAGCAUACAUGCUACCCCCAGCAAGAAGAAAGGGAGCGUAGACUCGUUGCCAUUGACUAGUGUACCCACGAUGAGCUGGACCGCUACUUCACAGUCCAUAGAAGAAGGCGAACUUGAUAUCAGGAUGUCCCCCAGAGCACUUAAGCUUUAUUCGCUUGUUGGAAACAACGUCGCACACCCCUAUGAGUCGAGGGAAAUACCACCGUCGGCAACACCUUCCCGUUCCCCAGCCAUGAGGAAGCAACAUCAAUGCACAAUACAAGGGGAUCAUACCCCGAAGAGGUCGAUGAACAAGUCUGCCUUUUCAUCCCCGGUAGAACAUGGCAAACGUUAUUACACGAUGUCGCCAUCUGGGAGACUGGCUCAAGAGGACGAUACGCAGGCCGCGACCAAUGAAGCUGGGAACCCCGACGAGCUGCAUACAGAGACACAGACAGAGACAGAGUCGGAGUCGGAUACAGAAUUCAUGGGCUUCGUUACUGGUCUUGGAGAAGAUCACGGACGCAGAAAGCGCAGCCGCAAAGAAAGCAACAAACAAACGCAGCCAUCCGAAGGUUACUGGGCGUCUCAUGGCACACCAAGUCAGAUACUUGAAGGCAGCGAUCCUGAUUACGCCGGAAGUGUCGCCACUGAACCAGGAUCAAUGCCUUCCCUAGUAAGAGGCUUUUUAGGGAUAUUUGACUAAGAUAAAUUGGAGAUGAAUGUGAACAAAUCAAACUUAUGUGAACUUUGAUAGUUUUUAGAGUUUUCAAGUCACUUAAUGGUGGUGGACAAGGAUGGAUAAAAAUGUGAAGUCAAUGUAUUAUUCCAAGC